This is a messenger RNA of Medioppia subpectinata, 2411 nucleotides long. Lineage: Eukaryota; Metazoa; Arthropoda; Arachnida; Sarcoptiformes; Oppiidae. The record is from the annotation of a GenBank genome assembly.
UGGCCUUCUCGACGCGACCGCUGCCGUCGGCCGGACUGAUGGCAGUCUUGCAGUCGUUCUGCGAGGGAGGGGUCAGGGAUGAGGACGGGUUCGACACGUUUCCCAACUCAACUUUGGCGAAAUUCUUGUCAAAUCUGAACGAUUUGGCGAAGAAGAAGAACUUUAUAAUCCGUCGCGGGUUUGAGCCCAAAGAGCUCGAGUCCAUACCCCGUAUAUACAAGUCCAUCAUCGAAGACCCCAUUGCCAUACACUCGCAGUUCCUAAGAGCGGGCCGUUUUCGGCUGAGGGAUCUGUUCAAUGAUAGCGCACACUUCGCCCACUAUCUACGACAUGAGCCGUACCUGCGGUUCACCGACGGUCAGGUGAACGCCCUGUACGACACGGGUCUCAAUAUGCAACGCAUCCACGACACACUCUUCGGCAUAGAGGCCGCCAUUCCCAACGGCCAGCCGUUCAGUCUAUACGACUUUAUGCGACUGAAUCAGUUGCACGACUCGAAGAUCUUCGGCGCCAUGGCCUGGAUGUUCAACGUGUACAGUAAGGGCGCGCUCACUGUCGACGCCGACACGUUUGCCAAAGAGGCGGCCGAUAUACUCAUCACCAAAGACUCGGUGCGCGGCUUCUUCUGCCUCAACGACACUACCUCUGGUGCACUCGUGUCGCCAUUCAUACGGCCAGCGAAUGCCGAUUAUGACCGCGAUUUCGGUGCCGUUUCCCACCAUUUGUGCGAAACACUGACCGACACUCAGUUACGGGACUUAACACAUAAGGUUCGCGAGCACUUUGACGAGAGUAAGAUCCGGGAUCUGUUGGCCAAAGACUGGGACUAUCGGGCGGCCAAACGGCGGAUCAAUCAGUUCUUCGGCGAUCUCAACAAGUUUGCUGUGUUUGAGGUGACACUCAAAGAGUUGUCCCAAAUCGCGGUGUCUCUGCCCAACGAUGUCUGCAAAAACAGCACCAGUAAUGACACCAUCGGUUCCGUUGACGGCGCCAACGAAGACCUGACCAAUAGUGGCCACAACGAGACCGCGUCGGAGACACCCGACCAACAGAAGAAGAAUAACAUCGAGGGUUUGGUGCGAGUGUUCCUGAAGAUGCAGGAGACUAUAUGCGGACCCAAACCGGACCCAAAGCCCGACAAAAAGCACUCGUCCAACGAUACGGAUCCGCACGAAGACCCGGACGACGAGCCGGUGAACCAAUUCAUCAACGAUCAGAAGAUGUUGUUGAAUAUGUUGUACUCGAACCCAACCAUUUUGUACGCGCCGAACGGCACCGGAUCCGCCGCCCAAAAGAUCAUACAGCGGGCGAACCAGACCUUUGACCUGUUGGACAGAGUGACAAACUAUGCGCACAUACUGUUGAAUGUGUCCCAAGAGAUCGAGGACUACCUGAACCGCAACGACACUCAACACCAGUUCGAGACCGUCCGCAAGAUUCGCGAAGACAUUCUCCAUUUGCCGAAGAUAUUCCGCUUUUUGGAUUUGGCGCACGGCUUGGAACUGUUGAACCGCUCGAUCAGCGUUGGCGGCGAUUUGGACGAGUUUAAGGCCGAACUGCGGCUAAUACGUGAGGCCGCAUGCAGUUGGCUGUCGUUGACCAAAGAUAUCUCGCUCAACGUCUUCCGCGGCUUCGCCUCCGAGAAGGAUCUGAUCCAUUACUUUCAAAAACAGGCCUAUUUUGAUAACAUUACGGUCGUCGCCAGUGUGAUCUUUGACAUCGACCCGAACUCGACUUCAUUGCCACCGCAUAUAACAUACAAAAUACGCCAAAACGCGACAUUCACUCAGACAACAGCCAAAAUACGGGACCGAUUCUGGUCUCCGGGCCCGUCCUGGAGCUACAGUUACUAUAAGUUCGGUUUCCUAUGGAUUCAGGACAUACUCGAGCGGGCAAUGGUCAGCCUUCAGACCGAUCGGGAUGUGUCAGAACCGGGCACUUAUUUGCAUCAAAUGCCGUACCCGUGCUAUAUAUCUGAUGAGUUCCUGUUCAUAAUCAGUCACGUGAUGCCCCUCUGUAUGGCCAUAUCGUGGGUGUACUCCCUAUCGAUGUUAGUCCAGUCGGUGGUCUACGAGAAGGAGCAGCGGCUGAAAGAGGUGAUGAAGACUAUGGGACUGAACUCGUUGGUCCAUUGGUUGGCCUGGUUUAUCACCUCAUUCACCCAGAUGUCCAUCACUAGUGUGGUGCUCACACUAAUACUCCGUUACGGUCUGGUGUUGACCUAUUCCAACCCAGUCAUCGUAUUCCUCUACAUCGAGAUCUUUGUCAUCGCCAACAUUGUCUUUUCAUUCCUGAUAUCGGUGUUGUACUCGAAGGCCAAGUUGGCGGCGGCGUGCGCUGGUAUCAUCUACUUCUUGACAUACGUCCCGUGCAUGUAUCUGGCCGUCCGCGAGGAGACCGCCAACGAUAAG